Molecule: messenger RNA, 1329 nt
Organism: Penicillium argentinense
Lineage: Eukaryota; Fungi; Ascomycota; Eurotiomycetes; Eurotiales; Aspergillaceae
Product: peroxidase family protein
Exons: 7
Coding region: 1-1329 (442 amino acids)
Molecular function (GO): peroxidase activity
Source: RefSeq, a predicted model, not a curated record
AUGCGUAUCUUUUCCCCGGGGCAAUUGCUCUGGCAGUCGUCGCUCAUUGCUACAGUGUCGGGAUUUCCUGACCUGCACGGCUCUGCGUCUCACAAGGGUCUGCAUAAGCGAUGCCCUUUUGCCGAUAUUCCAGAGUCGGCUAUGUCAGGACAUGGACAUGACAAGAGGUUUCUGUUCAGUUUGAUGAACAAGCCUGUCGAUGUCUAUGGAGAGCACGAGUUUCAACCUCCCAGCUUUGAAAAUGGCGACCAGCGUGGUCCUUGUCCUGGACUCAACGCCCUCGCUAACCACGCGUACAUUCCUCGAAGUGGAGUCGUUUCAUUUGGAAAUGUGAUCACAGCAAUCAAUGAAGUCUAUGGCAUGGGCGUCGAUCUAGCCACCAUUCUCGCGAUCAUGGGCACCGUCUGGACCGGCGACCCACUGUCUCUGGACCCCAGCUUCUCAAUCGGAGGUCGUGAUACCGGCGUCAACAACCUGCUGAACAACCUCGGCGGACUUCUUGGCGACCCCCAGGGCCUCAUCGGCUCUCAUAACUUCAUCGAAGCCGACUCCUCCAACACGCGCGACGACCUCUACGUCACCGGCAACAACCACAAACUCAACAUGGACAAGUUCAUGGAGUGGUAUAACAUGUCUACAGACGGAACCUUUGACAUGGACCUUAUGGCCAAGCGUGCGAAGAUCCGGUUCGAUCAAUCGGUUCAGACGAAUCCUAAUUUCUACUACGGUCCCGUCACCGGUUUGAUUGCGCGCAACGCAGGGUAUAUUUUUUCCGGUCGUCUUUUCCGAAAUCAUUCGCAUGAGAAUCCGGAAGGAGUUUUGACCAAGACCAUCGUCCGCAACUUCUACGCGAUCUAUGGCGAGGAGGGUAAUUUGACAUACCGUGAAGGAUGGGAAAGAAUCCCGGAGAAUUGGUACAAGACACCCGUCGACUGGGGUUUAAUUCAGUUGAAUUUGGAUACUAUUGACUGGAUCGCUCAAUACCCUGAGCUUGGAAGCAUCGGCGGCAAUCUGGGCAAGGUGAACAGCUUUGCCGGUCUUGACCCGGGUGACUUGACAGGUGGGGUCUUCAACCUGACCAACCUGCUGGAGGGCAACAACCUGCUCUGCUUCGUAUUCGAAGUGUUGAAAUUUGCCAGCCCGAAUGCUCUUUCGGGGAUCUACAAGACGUUGGCUGAGCCGUUGGAGUUUGUCACCAAUGUUCUCGCUGAGCCUCUGCUCAAUGUGACGUGUCCCGCCUUCGAGGAUCUUCAGAUGGGUGGGAAGCCGAUCUGGGAGGCGCUGCAAAAUGACUUUCCUGGCGCGCUGAAGAGUGGUCGGGCGUUUUAG